AUGAGUGAUAUUGAGGAAUUCUCUGACGUUGAUGCUGGAGCUUCCAAUACUGAGGCUCUUAAGGCCGGAAAGAUCCGCAAGGGUGAUUUCAUUGUCAUUAGCGGAAAGCCCUGCAAGGUCGCUGAGGUUUCUACCUCUAAGACUGGAAAGCAUGGACAUGCUAAGGCCACCAUUGUGGGUAUUGAUAUUUUCACUGGCAGAAAGUACGAAACUAUUUGCCCCACCUCUCACUCUGUGGAGGCCCCUGUCAUCAAGAGAGAGGAAUGGCAGGUCACUGAUAUGGACGCUGAGGGUUUCUUGACUCUGAUGAACGAUGCUUGCGAGGAGAAGGUCGAUUGCAAGGUUACCGAUGAGGCCAUGAAGGCUGGAAUCCAGGAGGCUCUGGAUAAGGGUACUGAGACCGUUCUGGUGACUGUUGUGUCUGCUAUGGAUACCGAAAUGGUCAUGGAUUGGAAGACCAUCAAGGAAUAAGUUAAGGGGAGUUCUCAAUAU
This is a messenger RNA of Blastocystis hominis, 492 nucleotides long. RefSeq lists its product as hypothetical. The transcript has a single exon. Gene Ontology annotation, biological process: positive regulation of translational elongation; positive regulation of translational termination. Gene Ontology annotation, molecular function: ribosome binding; translation elongation factor activity; RNA binding. NCBI's taxonomy places the organism in Eukaryota, Bigyra, Opalinata, Blastocystidae. The coding region runs from base 1 to 471 and encodes 156 amino acids. The record is from RefSeq and is a predicted model, not a curated record.